UCGAUAGGCGGUGCGCGCUGACAAUUUGUCAAUCCGUUGUCGACACUAAAUAGACGGGUUGUGAUCGAUGGCGAAACCAGAACCAGCCCAGCAAUAUGUGGAGGAGAAAGCGGAGCAGAUUGACGACGCAGAGUUGGCAUUUAAAGGAAUAAACAUGCUGCUCAACAACGGAUUCAAGGAGAGCGACGAUCUGUUCAGAAAAUACAGGACCCACAGUCCACUGAUGAGUUUCGGAGCCAGUUUUGUCAGCUUCCUGAAUGCCAUGAUGACGUUUGAGGAGGAGAAGAUGCAGAUGGCCUUUGAUGACCUCCGAGCUACUGAGAGACUGUGUGAGAGCGACAACACUGGGGUCAUAGAGACCAUAAAAAAAAAGAUCAGGAGGAGUGUGGGUGAAGACUCCCAGAGGUCAGGGGUGGCAAUAGUAGACCGUCUCCAGAGACAGAUCAUUGUGGCAGACUGCCAGGUGUACCUCGCUGUCCUCUCUUUCAUCAAACAGGAACUUUCAUCAUACAUCAGAGGAGGCUGGAUUCUCCGCAAAGCCUGGAAGAUGUACAACAAGUGUUACAGCGACAUCAGCCAGCUCCAGGAUUGCAGCAAGAGGUCCUCCGACCAGCAAGGGUCUCCCUCUCCAUCCACUGACCAGGCCAACCGCAACCACGCCACGCCCCCAACCCAGAGGACCAAUGGGGUGAGCCCGGAGGCACUGGAGCGGCUCAAGGGCUCGGUUAGUUUUGGCUACGGCCUGUUCCACCUGUGCAUCUCCAUGGUACCGCCACACCUGCUGAAGAUUGUCAACCUUCUGGGUUUCCCUGGCGACCGUCACCAGGGGCUGUCCGCCCUUACGUAUGCCAGUGAAAGUAAGGACAUGAAGGCCCCCCUAGCUACGUUGGCCCUCUUGUGGUACUAUACGGUAGUGCAACCCUUUUUUGCCCUGGACGGCUCAGACACACAGGCCGGCCUGAUGGAGGCUAAGGCUAUCCUCCAGAGGAAGGACCCUGUAUACCCUAACUCCUCCCUCUUCUUGUUCUUCAAGGGCAGGGUGCAGCGCCUGGAGUGCCAGAUCAACAGUGCCUUGACGUCCUUCCAAAAUGCCUUGGAGCUGGCUACAGACCAGAGGGAGAUCCAGCAUGUGUGUUUGUAUGAAAUAGGGUGGUGCAGUAUGAUCGAGCUGAGGUACAGUGACGCCUACAGGGCCUUUCAGCGUCUGGCAACUGAGUCACACUGGUCCCAGUGCUACUACGCCUACCUAACUGGAGUGUCCCAGGGAGCAUCAGGAGAUCUGGAAGGGGCUGCCGCUGUCUUCAAGGAUGUUCAUACGCUGCUGAAACGGAAGAACAAUAAAAUAGAACAGUUCUCUAUGAAGAGGGCGGAGAGGCUAAAGAAACACACCCCAUCCAGAGAGCUGUGUGUCCUGGCUGUGAUCGAGGUACUUUACCUGUGGAAGGCUCUGCCGAACUGCUGCACCUCUAAGCUACAGAUCAUGAGCCAAGUUCUGCAGGAACUAGAUGACGUCUCAAUUGCUGGCCUGAAAAACCUGCUUCUUGGUGACAUACACAGAUGUCUCGGCAACAUAAAAGACGCCAUUGAGUGCUUCCAUCUGGCUGCCGGAGAUGAGGUGGGUCGUCAGAACAACUCCUAUGUGCAGCCCUACUCCUGCUACGAGUUGGGCUGUGUUUUCCUGGACAGCCCUGAGUCUGAAGCGAAGGGCAGAGCUCUGAUGCUUCAGGCCAAGGAUGACUUUGCUGGCUAUGACUUUGAGAACAGGCUCCAUGUACGCAUCCACUCAGCUCUGGUUUCCAUGAGAAAGGAGGUGGCCCCACCCUGACUACUGCCCCAUUCCUCCACCAUACAUCCACCCUAGCUCUGCGUUGAGGGUAGAAGGAUCUGGAAACGACUCCAGAAGCCAUCUUGAUCUUCACAGCACUGUGAUGGUUCACUGCAAUGUGUUUGUUUCAGUUGACUUAUGUUUGUAUAAUGAAUGUGCCAUCAAGUUUGUAAUGCGUAGUUUAGAGUAAAUCUCCUGGAGGGAUAGUGCAGACUACUGGAGUGUAAUCGUGUGUUUCAACCAGAUCAAAUAUGUACAGCAGUUGCUGCUGGGAGGCAAACGUAACUCUUUUUACCAAGGAAAAAUAUAUUGGGUGAAAAUCUGUCAGUGAGGCAGUAGGUAGUCUAAUGGUUAAGAGCGUUGGGCCAGUAACUGAAAGGUUGCUGGUUCAAAUCCCUGAGCCGACUAGGUGAAACAUCUGUCGACAUGCCCUUGAGCAAGGCACUUAACCCAAUUGCUCCUGUAAGUCGCUUUGGAUGCGAGCGUCUGCUAAAUGGCUAAAAUGUGAAUAGUACAAUAAUAUCUUUCUCUCCCAUAAGAUAUGAAAGGGUUCAGAUUGAAAACUGUAUGCCAUUGUGUAUGACACUUCAUUAUAAAGCAGUGAACUUGUGCCAUAGCAACCCUACUGACAUCUGGUUUCUGCCAGAUGACCUCAAUGUUCUGUUGCUCUUACAGUAGUAAACAAUCUGAAUGCACAAUCCCUAUGCUACUACUCAUCACCUGGCCUUUGUCACUGUAAAUUGAUGCCAACCCUUUAAUCACCUUAGGUUAUAGGCAUUGUGAAUCCAUUAUAGAUGGUAAUAUAAGCAGAUUUCCUCAAACAUGUUACAACAUUGUUACUUAAAAUUUUUUAAAUAAAUUAAAAAUCUGGUUUUAAUAACAAGUGUAUUGAUAUUUUAAAGGGA
Salvelinus namaycush (lake trout) is the source of this 2730-nucleotide messenger RNA. Its product is annotated as tetratricopeptide repeat protein 39C-like. The record is from RefSeq and is a predicted model, not a curated record. The coding region runs from base 68 to 1825 and encodes 585 amino acids. Lineage: Eukaryota; Metazoa; Chordata; Actinopteri; Salmoniformes; Salmonidae. Gene Ontology annotation, biological process: cilium assembly; otolith morphogenesis. Gene Ontology annotation, molecular function: protein binding. The transcript is spliced from 14 exons.